Molecule: messenger RNA, 360 nt
Organism: Strongylus vulgaris
Lineage: Eukaryota; Metazoa; Nematoda; Chromadorea; Rhabditida; Strongylidae
Source: the annotation of a GenBank genome assembly
UCAGAUCAGUUCCAUCCGGAACUCUAUCCACCAACAAGAGGGCCUACUCCGGCUGCUUCGUUAGCUGAAUGGCAGGCAGGACUUGACGUUGUCCCCGUCCAGCUUCAAUUGAGGCCUGGGCAAUUGACAAGUACAUCGAAGCCAGUGUUAUUGAAAGGGCGCUCUGGAAGUCCGAAGCUAAUUACUUCUGAUGCGAACAAUGACAAAAAGUUCAGGUUUUUAUCCCAGAUAACGAGACCAGAUUAUCGGGCAGUUGAAGAGAGAGAGGAUUGUGAGGAAAUCACAAAGCUGAUUGAACUUACGCAUAGAAUCCAUGAGGGAAGACGAAGUAACAGGUAUAGAUAUUUUCUAGCCAGUUAA